ACAACGAAGCAACUCGUCGGGGGGAAGAAGAAGAUAAGAAGAGGAGGUGAAGUCGUCUUUAGGAUUGCUCGAUAGAAUCGAGUAACCAGACGGGGGAAAGCGCUGUCUUAUCUAAUCGAUAAGCCUUCCUCAGUAUUUAGUCACUCUCUCCUCCUCCCCUCUUCUUCUCUCUCUUGUCUAUCUUGUCUAUCUUCUCUCUUCUCUGUCUUCUCUCUCUUCUCAGUUUGAUCAAAGGCAUUCAAUCGCUCCAAGCAGCACCAUGACCACCUAUAUCGCCGGCGAGGAGAUCGACAGGGUCUUCGCCCACACGACCAAUCUAGCCUCGUCAGCACUGAACAGCAAAGUGCUGGCCUGUUCGAACGACUACUUCGCCGCGGCGUCGAACCUGCUCACUCCGACGCCCGCCAUCCACCGCCCCGGCGUGUUCGUCCACACGGGCGCCUGGUACGACGGGUGGGAGACCAGACGACACAACCCAGCCCCGUACGACUGGGUGGUGAUCAAGCUGGGCGUCUCCAGUGGGAAGAUCCAGGGCGUGGAGGUCGACACAGCCUACUUUGUCGGUAACUAUGGCGAGCAGGCAGAGCUGCAGGGCAUCCACGCCCCGGAUCUCACCGAGGAACAGGAAACGGAGCUCUGCAAUCCCGCCUUUACAGGGUGGAAGACCAUUCUCCCCCGCCAGCCGUGCGGGCCUUCGCAGCGUCGGGCGUGGAAACUGCCCCUCGACCACCAAAACAUCCCAUACUCCCAUGUCCGGCUACUGAUGUAUCCGGACGGUGGCUUCGCUCGACUCCGACUAUACGGCCAUGCGAUCCCGCCGGCUCUACCCAUAAACACCAGCACCAGCACCAACAACCCUAUUGAAGAACUCUCCUCCGCCCUGGUGGGCGGGUUAGCCCUCGGAGCCUCGGACCAGCAUUACACCCCCUGCUCGAACCUGUUGCUGCCCGGUCGCGGCAAGGAUAUGGGUGACGGAUGGGAGACCGCGCGGUCACGCACCCCCGGCCACGUCGACUGGGCGAUUGUUAAACUCGGGCUGCCUGGCUCGGUGGCCCGUGUGGUCGUCGACACAAAGGACUUUCGCGGCAAUUUCCCCCGUGCAGUAAGAGUCCACGGCUUGACGGCUACUACUACUACUACUACUACUACUACUACUACUACUACUACUACAGAACCAGACCAUGAUCAUCCUGACUGGGUGGAACUGGUCGACGGAGACCAGCCCUGUCGGGCGGAUACAGAGCACAUCUUUGAGUGUUCUCAGCUGACGGACGACGACAGGGUCUUCACUCAUGUCAAAUUGACUCUGGUGCCGGAUGGGGGGGUGAAACGCUUUCGCAUUUUUGGGAGGAGGGCAGAAUAGAAAGGAUAAAGUAAAGAAUAAAUCUAUUCUUAUGUACAGCUAAUAAAUCCGUACACUGGUAUCCAACAGAACUCGAGGGGAAUAGAACAAAACUCCCAUAAUCCAACAUGAAACAAAGACCUUUUCUUUCAAACA
Penicilliopsis zonata CBS 506.65 is the source of this 1498-nucleotide messenger RNA. RefSeq lists its product as hypothetical. Gene Ontology annotation, molecular function: allantoicase activity. Bases 260 to 1363 code for a protein of 367 amino acids. Gene Ontology annotation, biological process: allantoin catabolic process. The record is from RefSeq and is a predicted model, not a curated record. The transcript has 2 exons. Lineage: Eukaryota; Fungi; Ascomycota; Eurotiomycetes; Eurotiales; Aspergillaceae.